Jaculus jaculus (lesser Egyptian jerboa) is the source of this 5005-nucleotide messenger RNA. RefSeq names its product testis expressed 2 (gene Tex2). Gene Ontology annotation, molecular function: lipid binding. The transcript has 12 exons. Gene Ontology annotation, cellular component: endoplasmic reticulum. NCBI's taxonomy places the organism in Eukaryota, Metazoa, Chordata, Mammalia, Rodentia, Dipodidae. The record is from RefSeq and is a predicted model, not a curated record. Bases 152 to 3544 code for a protein of 1130 amino acids.
GAAGGUGGGAGGCGGCGCGGCAGCGCACCGAAACCUGGGCAGUCGGAAGGUUAACAAGUGACAUUGGGCCGAGGCCUAACGCCAGGCUGCCCGGCUGGGAGCGUGGGGAUGACGGUGGCAAGGCAGAGCCUGAGCCCUUGGGAAGCUGGCGAUGACAAGUCUGAAUGGUCGCCAUGCCGAGAAAACCACUGACAUGCCAAAACCAUCAGCCCCCAAAGUGCACGUGCAGAGGUCUGUGUCCCGAGACACCAUUGCCAUUCACUUCUCAGCAUCCGGGGAGGAGGAGGAGGAAGAGGAGGAGGAGUUCAGGGAGUAUCUUCAGGAGGGGCUAGAUGACCAAAGCAUUGUAACGGGGCUCGAAGCCAAGGAGGAUCUGUAUCUUGAGCCACAGGGUGGCCAUGAUGCCACAGGCCCCGCUGCCUCACCUGCCCUGGCAGAUGGACGGUCUGGGUCUGAGGCCCCUGCCAUUUUGCCCAUGUCUGAGAACACUGUAAAGCUGCUGGAGUCUUCUGCUCCAGCAGUGCAAGUAUUAAGUACAGUGCCACCGGCUCUGUCCCCAGGGACAUCUUCGUCGGUGCCCUUAGCUAGCUCUCCCAGUGUGUCGUCCCUUUCCGAGCAGAAAACCAAUUCUUCCUCCCCAUUGUCCUCUCCUUCCAAGUCUCCUGUCCUCUCGUCCAGUGCCUCGUCCUCCACCCUCUCCAGCACAAAGCCCUUCAUGAGCUUGGUGAAGUCCCUGUCAACUGAGGUGGAGCCAAGAGAUUCUCCCCACCCCCCAAGGCACAGGCAUUUGAUGAAGACGCUGGUCAAGUCCCUGUCCACAGACACCUCUCGACAGGACCCGGACACCGUGUCCUACAAACCACCUGACUCCAAGCUGAAUUUGCACCUGUUCAAGCAGUUCACACAGCCACGGAACACAGGUGGUGAUUCCAAAACCGCUCCUUCCUCCCCACUGACGUCCCCUUCCGAUACACGCUCCUUUUUCAAAGUGCCCGAAAUGGAGGCGAAAAUCGAAGACACUAAACGACGCCUUUCAGAAGUCAUCUAUGAGCCUUUUCAGCUCCUUAGCAAAAUCAUGGGAGAAGAAAGUGGCAGCCAUAGGCCCAAAGCCUUAUCUUCAAGUGCUUCAGAACUUUCCAACCUGUCCAGCUUGAAUGGGCACUUGGAAAGCAAUAACAACUACAGCAUUAAGGAAGAGGAGUGUGACUCUGAGGGAGAUGGUGACAGCAGUGACUCCCACAUCCCCAGGGGUGACCACCCCAAGUCCACCGAAGAACCUGUGAAAGAGGUGGAAGUGAAGGGUUCCCAGGCGAGCAGUCUGAAGGAUCUAGGCCUGAAAACAAGUUCUCUUGUUCUUGAGAAAUGUUCUCUGUCUGCCUUAGUGAGCAAAGAGGAUGAAGAGUUCUGUGAGCUGUACGCGGAGGACUUUGAGCUGGAGUCUGAGGGUGAGGGAAGGCUUGAUAAGCCCCUAGAUGUCCCCCUCAAGCCCGAGGUGCUUGCGGAUGAUAGUGGGGUUCUGGACAGUGAGGAUGAGGCGGAUGAAGCCACGCCGCACCCAGAGUUACCCGUGAAGACAUUGGGCUUCUUGAUAAUGUGUGUCUAUGCGUACCUCAUCCUCCCUCUCCCCUACUACAUGAGCGGGCUUUUCCUGGGCAUGGGCCUGGGGUUCAUGACUGCGGUUUGCACGAUUUGGUUUUUUACACCACCAAGUGCUCACAGAUAUCACAAGUCACGUAAAGCUCUGCAACACUGGAACACCAGAUCUUUGGACAUCAAAGAACCUGAAGUUCUGAAGGGAUGGAUGAAUGAGAUUUACAACUACGAUCCAGAAACUUACCAUGCAACCUUGACUCAUUCAGUCUUUGUCCGGCUUGAGGGUGGAACGUUAAGACUUUCAAAGCCCAACAAAAACAUAUCCAGAAGGGCCAGCUAUAACGAAACAAAGCCAGAGGUCACCUACGUCAGCCAGAAAAUCUACGACCUCUCAGACAGCAAGAUUUAUCUUGUGCCUAAAAGUUUGGCUCGCAAACGAAUCUGGAAUAAAAAGUACCCCAUUUGUAUUGAACUUGGUCGGCAAGAUGAUUUUAUGUCUAAAGCACAGACCGAUAAGGAGUCUUGUGAAGAGAAGCCAGCAACUGAGAAGGAGCUGGGGAGUGAAGACCCCAAGAAGCCAGCACAGCCUUCAGAGGGAACACGGGCUGGCCAGCGAGACCAGACGCUGUAUCUGUUUGGGAGAACUGGCCGAGAAAAAGAGGAGUGGUUUAGGAGAUUCAUUCUGGCAUCUAAGCUGAAGGCAGACCUCAAGAAGCCACCUGGCAUUUCUGGAAGCAAGUCAGGACUUUUGCCUGCCCACAGCAGGCACAGCAGUCCCUCGGGGCACCUGACCCAUAGCCGCAGCAGCAGCAAAGGCAGCAUGGAGGAAAUCACGUCCCAGCCCAGACCGAAGGAGCUGCUGGGCAGCGUGCGGCAGAAGAUGCUCCUGGACUACAGCGUGUACAUGGGCCGCUGUGUGCCCCAGGACAGCCAAAGCCCCCACACAAGCCCUGUGCAGAGUGCAGAGAGCAGUCCCACGGCCGCAAAGAAGUUGCCAGAGGCCCCACCCUCUGAGGAGGAAGAACAGGAAGCCUGGGUGAAUGCCUUGCUUGGAAGAAUAUUUUGGGACUUCUUGGGUGAGAAAUACUGGUCUGAUGUGGUGUCUAAGAAAAUCCAGAUGAAACUCAGCAAAAUCAAGCUCCCCUACUUUAUGAACGAGCUAACCCUGACAGAACUUGACAUGGGUGUGGCUGUGCCAAAAAUUCUUCAGGCCUUCAAGCCUUACGUUGAUCACCAAGGACUCUGGAUCGAUUUGGAAAUGUCCUACAAUGGGUCCUUUCUGAUGACUCUUGAGACCAAAAUGAAUUUGACCAAACUAGGUAAAGAGCCUCUUGCUGAAGCCCUGAAGGCUGGAGAAAUUGGCAAAGAAGGUUGCAGGCCCCGGGCGUUCUGUCUGGCUGACAGUGAUGAGGAAUCGUCCAGUGCCGGCUCCUCUGAUGAAGAUGAUGCCCCAGAGCCCAAUACUGGAGACAAACAGCUGCUGCCGGGAGCUGAAGGGUAUGUCGGAGGUCAUCGAACAAGUAAGAUUAUGAGGUUUGUUGAUAAAAUUACCAAGUCAAAAUAUUUCCAAAAAGCAACAGAAACAGAGUUCAUUAAGAAGAAAAUCGAAGAAGUCUCCAACACACCCCUGCUGCUAACUGUGGAAGUCCAAGAAUGUCGAGGAACCUUGGCAGUCAAUAUCCCACCACCGCCGACUGACCGGAUAUGGUACGGUUUUCGGAAGCCACCAUAUAUAGAGCUGAAAGCUCGGCCAAAACUAGGAGACAGGGAAGUAACUUUAGUUCACGUGACAGACUGGAUAGAGAAGAAACUGGAGCAAGAGUUUCAGAAAGUUUUCGUCAUGCCAAACAUGGACGAUGUUUAUGUGCCCAUCAUGCACUCAGCCAUGGACCCUCGCUCCACAUCCUGCCUCCUGAAAGACCCGUGUGUGGAGGGCUCCGACCAGCUGUGAAGAGUGAAGAUGGAGCACUCCCAGUGUUAUGAGACCUAGCUCAAAGUGUAGGGUUUAGUGGCUGCCACCUGUGCUGUGGCACUGGCCUUUACUGGUGCCACAGUUGUCUCUUUAAGAGACCGCUUCUGCCCUCUGCCUGCCAGUGCCCAUUCCACUGUGAGGUGUCAUUCCCCACACUCAGUGACAAGCGUCUGGAUUGCCUGCUGCAAAGCUUUGACUGGCAAAGGAGUCUGAAGGAACGAUCAUGGUGGCGCACACAUUUUAAGUCUGCCAGUUUUGCGGCAGCCAAUGAAGGCACUGAGAGCCAAGCUGUACGACUGGAAGGCUUCCCCUGGCCUCCUCCAAAGCUUCGCCUCGGGCAGCUGGUGCACAUGGAAGUUUUCACUUAGUGCACUUGACUGCGGCACCCACACUUCAAGAAUGUCAACAUGGUGGCUCAUGUGGAGAGUGGAAUUUUGUGAGCCAUUUCAUCGGUGGUAAAGAUAGGCAUAGCGACUUUUGCUCAUGUUGUGCAUUUUGGAAGCAAGUAGCCAUAGAACACACCACACACACUUUCAGCUGGGGUGGGGACAGGGAACAUUAAUUAGGCAGAGCCACGAGAUCAAACCCAUCCAUCCCAAGCAUUUUACCAAUGAAGUACAAUCACCUUGCUUCUAAGGAAUCCUGAUUGUUUUCCUGAGACAUGAGUACAUGUGACAAUGUCAAACACUGCUUAAUGACUUUGUUGCUCUCCAGCAGAUCAGGUGGGGCCAGGAUGCCAGAGCCAAGGUCCCCAUCUGGCAUUUCCAGUGGGCUCCAGGAAACUUCAAGUAGGAGUGCUUUGUAAACUGAUUGGUUUGGGAGUUUUGUGGGCAGUUUCCUUCUCUAAUGGCCAAAAUGGAGAACUGCUCCUUAAUUUUUAGUCAAGACCAAGUUUGCUUAACAUCAAACACAACAGCUCAACAGACAUGUGACCUUUAAUGUUGCCAACUUAAUCUCAUGCAUUUGUGUCAGAAUGUUUAGUUUACAAGUUUGAGGGCUCAUUGUAUAAAUUUGCUUUGAGAAGCAAGCUUUUUUGUUUAAAGCUACAUCAAUAUUACCUCUUAGGUAACUUUUGAUAAUUUAACAACUGUGGACAAAGCUAAUAGUAUUUUUUCAACAGCACCUUGCCUGAACGUGACUUUAAAGAAAUUAAUAUAUUGAAAAAAAUGUAUUUGGACCCUUGAUUUUAAUUGCACCAUUAAAACAUUUGACUUAAAUUAUUUUACCAUUCCAGUCAGUGUACUGUUCUAAUUUCUCACUGUGUAGACCUAUUUGCCUGAGUCCGCAUGUCUUGUUCACUGGUCUUUUUGUGCAAUAACUGAAGGCAAGACUGAUGCACUACUGUGUGAUUACACACUGUACCUAUUGCACUUAAUAGUAUGUGGGAACUUACAAUCGCUUCCAUUGUUUCACAAAAUAAAUAUCUCAUGUCAAACACCA